Molecule: messenger RNA, 1422 nt
Organism: Paramecium tetraurelia
Lineage: Eukaryota; Ciliophora; Oligohymenophorea; Peniculida; Parameciidae
Exons: 2
Biological process (GO): protein deubiquitination
Cellular component (GO): cytosol; nucleus
Molecular function (GO): cysteine-type endopeptidase activity; cysteine-type deubiquitinase activity
Source: RefSeq, a predicted model, not a curated record
AUGCAACAAUUUAGAGACACUGACAAUAAUAGUGAAAAUCUUAAUGAGGAAGAUAACUCCAUCAAUUAGCACGUACCAUAAUUUCCUCCUAAAAAAGUCCCAUCAUAUUCGAUUGAGGUCACGCAAGUUUUAGUGCUUUUAUAAUAAUUCAGAUGUGCUUAAGGGAAUGCGAGAAGAGAAUUAGAAUGCUAGUUGAUAAAAAGAUUAGUUAACAUCAAAAAGAAUUACUAGCCUGAUUGCUACAGAUUAAACGGAAUUUGGGCUUUAAAAUAUACAAAUUACCUUUACGAAAACUCGAACACUCUGCCAGGUCCCAUAGAUAAUACAAGUCUAUUAUAAAUCAAAGAGCCAGUUUGUAAUAGAGAUUAUUUUGUUCUGACUCAUACAGUUUGGAAGUUCUUGCUUGAAGAGUAUGGUGGUGGUCCUGAAAUUCUGGAGGAAAAGGUGCCACCAUCUCCAGUAUCGGUAAUUUCAUCGACAGCUGAUAGAGCAAAAUCAGCAGAUAUCAGUAUGAUGUCAAGUGCAUCACAACAAGAGUUUCCAUCAGAAAUACCAAUCAAAGGGCUGAAGAAUGAGUUGUUUUAUUGCUAUAUGCAUUCGAUCCUCUAAUGUUUAAUGUGCAUUCAAGAAUUGAAUCAUUUUUUAUUAAACAGUAUUAAUAGACAUAAUGGGUAGAAAAUGUUAUAUUGUCGAGGUUAUAAGGAAAUGCUAUUGUAAAUACGAGAUGCUUAAACUGAGUACAUAAAAAUAAACACUUUGAGAUCUACAAUAAGCAAGAAGUUCAAUCCAAAAUAUCAACAUGAUGCACAGGAGUUCCUUAUACAUUUGAUAUCGACAAUGGAAGAUGAAAUCAUAGAUGUGAAUAAGGAGUAUGAAAAACUAUAGUAACCAAAAUUGGAGAACGUUGUAAAGAAGUAUCUAAAAGGCUAAAUAGUAAGUGAACUAAUUUGUAAGAAUUGUAAACAUAAGUCUGUAAUUACAGAGGAAUUCCUGACUUUAUCUUUAGCAUUGACUAAAGUGGCUACAGUAAAUCAAUCAUUAGAAGAGUUUUUGAAAGAUGAAUUAAUUCAAGAUUAUCAAUGUGAUAGUUGUCAUAAGAAAAAAAUAGCAAUCAAGAAAACUAGAAUUACUAAUCUACCCAGAUAUCUAAUAUUGCAUUUGAAGAGAUUUAAGUUUUUCCCAAAAUAGACCAAAAUUACUUAGCAGAUCAAAUUCUCAAUUGAAUCCAAUUUCUGUAAUACGGAAUACAAAUUGAUUGGAGUAAUUGUUCAUUCUGGAUCCUUAGAACAAGGGCAUUAUUAUUCAUAUGGCAAGAGAUAACCCUAAUGGUGGUUGUUUAAUGACUAACGAAUUAAAAAAGCAACCAAGAUGGAUGUAUAAUAACAGUAAUGUUACAUUUUGUUUUAUUAAUAACUUUUUUGA